Molecule: messenger RNA, 921 nt
Organism: Hydra vulgaris (swiftwater hydra)
Lineage: Eukaryota; Metazoa; Cnidaria; Hydrozoa; Anthoathecata; Hydridae
Source: RefSeq, a predicted model, not a curated record
AUGGUAACUUUUGACACACUAAAUUUUACAGAAAAUACAAUGAUUGAUGAGAGUAUUGAAAAAUUUGAAUACCAUAAAUAUCAAAGUAGAAUUACAAAUUUUGAUAAUCCUGCUACUGAAAUAAGUAUCAUUAUUAAUCAGGAAGGCUUGUUUACACUUCCAUCUGAUGCUUAUAUUUUGAUUGAAGGAAGACUUCUAAAAGCAGAUGGAACAUCUUAUGCUAAUGCAGAUGCUGUAACACUUGUAAACAAUGGUCUUAUGUAUUUAUUCAGUAGAGCAGAUUUUCAGUUAUCAGGUAAAAUUGUAGAAAAUAUUAAAAAUUUAGGUAGAACAACUACAAUGAUUGGAUUGCUAAAAUAUUCAAAUGCUUUUCAAUUUGUUCAAGGUAUGAACCAAUUAUGUGAUACUUAUGAUAAAGUUGUUUGUGGAUUAACACAUACACUUACUCUAAUUAGAGAUGAUAAUAAUAAAGCUAUUUUUAGAGCUGCAAAUGCAGCUGCUGGACAAAUCAAUCUUACUAAAGUAUCACUGUUUAUGCCACAUGUUAAACCAUCUCUUGAAUAUAAACUUAAGCUUAAUAAAGAAGUUGAAUCAAAAUCACUUUCAGUAUCUUUUAAUGAAAGGCAUAGUGAGUUUUUGAGUGUUUCACAAACUACUGAUUUUACUUGCUCACUGAAUCCAACAUCAUAUAGUGCAAGACCUAGAUUCAUCGUUGUUGGAUUUCAAACAAAUAAAAAUAUCAGUCAAGAACAAAAUCCUGCAACAUUUGAUCAUUGUGACUUGAAAAAUAUGUACGUAACACUUAAUUCACGAAGUUAUUCUGAAAUUGUUAAUUAUAAUCUAUCAUUGCCAGAUCAACAAUUUUCAAGAGCUUAUAGAGAUGCAUCUCUAUUUACUAAGAAAGUUUUAUGGAAUGAAUGA